Messenger RNA from Acanthosepion pharaonis, 840 nucleotides. NCBI's taxonomy places the organism in Eukaryota, Metazoa, Mollusca, Cephalopoda, Sepiida, Sepiidae. The record is from the annotation of a GenBank genome assembly.
AUGACUUCUUUCUUUCUUUCAUUUUCUUUUUCUUUCUUUCUUUCAUUUUCUUUUUCUUUCUUUCUUUCUUUCUUUCUUUCUUUCUUUCUUUCUUUCUUUCUUUUUUAUUUAUUUUCCCCUAUUCUUAUACUGUUCAGAUCAAUUGCUCUUUCUUUCUUUCUUCCUUCCUUCCUUUCUUUCUUUCUUCUUAUCUUUUCUGUUUCCUUUAUUUACUCUUAUCUUUUUACUAGGGUCUUCUUUUUUCUCAGCCAUUAUCACCCGUUCUUCCUUUACUUGUCUCUUUUUUUCAUUUUUGUCUUCUCUCAAUAUUAUCCUUUUUCCAUCUUUUCGUUGUUUCUAUUCUACACGUUGAAUUUUCUCUUUGUCGAUAUUCUUUUUAAAGAUUUAACAUACUUUUUUUUUACUAAUUUUUCUUUCUUUCUUUUUUUGUUUGCUUAUCGAGUAUUUGCUUUCAUUUAUUCUAAUAAUUUUUCAUUCUCCUUCAUUUUCUUUCUUCUUCAUCCUCCUUCCCCUCUUUCUCUUUUUCUUCCUUCUUCUCAUCUUUCGUGUUCUUUUUCUUCUGCUUCCUCCUCCUCCUCCAUCUCUUCUUCUGCUUCCUCCUCCCCUCCUCCUCCUCCUUCUUCUUCUUUAUCCUCCUUCCCCCUUUCUAUUUUUCCUCCUCCUCAUCUUUCGUUUUCUUUUUCUUCUGCUUCCUCCUCCUCCAUCUCUUCUUCCUCCUCCUCCCCUUCUCCUCCUCCUCCUCCUUCUUCUUCUUCUUCCAAUGGUACUCUUCUGUCCAUCAAGCUCCAGCCUGACAGACAGAUUGUUAGCAAUCGUGUGUCCGUGUCAUUCCACCGGUGA